This is a messenger RNA of Nothobranchius furzeri (turquoise killifish), 1333 nucleotides long. RefSeq names its product eukaryotic translation initiation factor 3, subunit M (gene eif3m). The record is from RefSeq and is a predicted model, not a curated record. Lineage: Eukaryota; Metazoa; Chordata; Actinopteri; Cyprinodontiformes; Nothobranchiidae. Gene Ontology annotation, cellular component: cytoplasm; eukaryotic translation initiation factor 3 complex. Gene Ontology annotation, biological process: cytoplasmic translational initiation. Gene Ontology annotation, molecular function: translation initiation factor activity.
AUGACCCGGAAGUGUACAGACGUGACCGGCAUUGUAGCGCUUUCCUUUCCGGUUACGUCUCAGCUCUGGUAGGAGCGUGGAUUUCAUCUUCUAGGCUCAAAAUACACCAAAACAUGAGCGUUCCGGCAUUCAUUGAUAUAACCGAAGAAGACCAGGCUUCAGAGCUGAGGGCCUAUAUCAAGGCCAAAGGAGCUGAUAUUUCAGAGGAGAACUCUGAAGGUGGACUUCACGUUGAUCUUGCUCAGAUCAUCGAGGCGUGUGACGUCUGCCUCAAAGAUGAUGAUAAAGAUGUUGAGAGCGCAAUGAACAGCAUCGUGUCUUUGCUGUUGAUACUGGAGACAGAGAAACAGGAGGCUCUCAUCGAGAGUCUGUGUGAGAAACUGGUAAAGUUCCGUGAAGGAGAAAGGCCCUCCCUCAGGUUGCAGCUGCUGAGCAACCUGUUCCACGGCAUGGACGAGAACACUCCAGUGAGGUACACCGUCUUCUGCAGCCUCAUCAAAGUGGCCGCCGCCUGUAAUGCCAUUUCCUUCAUACCCACUGACCUGGAUCAGGUGCGUAAGUGGAUCAUUGACUGGAGCCUGAACACCGAGAAGAAGCACACACUUUUGAGGCUGGUCUAUGAAGCACUGGUUGACUGCAAAAAGAGCGAACCUGCAGCAAAAGUCAUGGUCGAGUUGUUGGGAAGUUACACAGAAGACAACGCUUCACAAGCACGUGUUGAUGCUCACAGGUGCAUCGUCCGUGCUCUCAAAGACCCCAACACCUUCCUGUUUGACCACCUGCUCACCCUGAAACCGGUUCGCUUUUUGGAAGGAGAACUCAUCCACGACCUGUUGACCAUCUUUGUCAGCGCAAAACUAGCAGCCUACGUGAAGUUCUACCAGAACAACAAAGACUUCAUCGAUUCUCUCGGCCUCUCUCAUGAGCAGAACAUGGCCAAGAUGCGUCUGCUGACGUUCAUGGGCAUGGCGGUGGAGUUCAAGGAGAUCUCCUUCGACACCAUACAGCAGGAGCUGCAGAUCGGAGCUGAAGAUGUUGAGGCCUUCGUCAUCGAUGCUGUUCGGACCAAAAUGGUGUACUGCAAAAUCGACCAGACGCAGAAAAAGGUGGUCGUGAGCCACAGCACACACCGCACCUUUGGCAAGCAGCAGUGGCAGCAGCUGUACGACAGCCUCAGCUCGUGGAAAGCUAACCUUGCUACAGUGAAGACCAGCCUGCAAACACUGUCACCUUCUGCCUGAUUUCCUCCAGAAACUGACUGAAAAACGAACCAUCUUUCUCAUUCUUUAACUGAAACUUUUAUAUUCAUCAAAUAAAAGAGCAGUGAAGAGUA